AUAAUAUAAAAAGAGGAUUUAAUUAACAAAUAAAUUAAUGUCCAAACAAAAAGCCACCAAAGUGAAGAAAAAGACUUUUUUAUAUGCCUUGAACACGUUCAGUGGAGGGAAUAGGCGGUAAUUGGGACGUCAACAUCCCCUUUGGAGUCAUGGCUGGAAGUUUUAUUCUUGCUCGAUCGUUUAAUUGCACGUCACCCAAUUGCAUCCUCCACCAUUACCACAGAAGAAAGAAUUAGAGAUCAGACCGGUGGCGGCGAUGGCCGGUCGGAUUCCAUGUCUGAAAGUCAUCCACCUUCUGCUGCUGAGCUUCUUGAUGGUUCCUUUCCUCCUCUUGCUGACUCUGCAAAGAACACGGAUGGAUCCUCUCUCCCUCUUAAAUUUGCAGGUAUCCACGAGAGCAAGUUUAGAGUUCAAAGUGCUUGAAGAGAGCACCAGGAUCAUCGAUGAAGGCGAUGGCGAAAUGGCGGGAAAAGCAAUUGCUUUGAGAUCAGAAACAGCGGCAGCAGCAGCAGGAGGAGGAGGAGGAGGAAACGAGGAAAGCGCACUGCAUUCUCUGAUUCAGGAACAGAGCAACAACAAUACUGAAGUAAACACGGAAGAUCUUGCGGCAAACAAAGAACUAGAGCAGCAUCGUCAUGUAGCUGGUCAGAUUGUGAUCAUCCUGAUCGUGCUCGUUUUUUUGUUCGAGAAUCUGUUGCAGAUCAGAUUGUGUUUUUUAGAUAUUGUUACAGAUGAUACGGUUUCGAAGACGACGAUCGCCUGCGACUUCUCUCAACGCCGGACGGACACGUGCGUGCUGCACGGCGACGUCAGAAUCCUCCCCUCCUCCUCCUCCGUCGUCCUCGUCAGGACGCCGCACGACACCCUGCCGGAGAACGCCGCGUACUCCCUCCGCCCCUACGCUCGCAAGUGGGAAACGCCGGUCAUGGAACUGAUCCGGCCAAUCUCCAUCGGCGCCGUCUCCGCCGCCCAGGAAUGCGGCGUCCACCACGCCGUCCCCGUCGUGGUCUUCUCCACCGGAGGAUUCGCUGGCAAGAACUUCUUCCAUGAUUUCUCCGACGUCCUCAUCCCCCUCUUUAUCACCUCCUUCCACUACCGCGGCCGCGUCCAGUUCCUGAUCACCAAUUUCAACAGGCGUUGGGUCGGCAAGUACGCCGUGAUCUUGAGCCGCAUGUCCGACUACGAGGUCAUCAACCUCGACGGCGACGAGAGGGUGCACUGCUCCGGGAAGGCCCACGUCGGGCUGAUGAGCCACAGCGAGCUGGUCAUCGACCCGGCGAGGACGCCGGGCAACUACUCCAUGGCGGACUUCAGGGAGCUCCUGCGGUCGAGCUUGUCGCUGAAGAGGAGAUCGAUCGGAGAGGGGAAGAAUUAUUAUUCGAAGCCGAGGUUGCUGCUCAUGCUCAGAAAAGGGUCGCGAGAGUUGACCAACAAAAGGGAGGUCGUCGCGUUGACUCGGAAAUUGGGGUUCAAGGUGAUCGUUGCAGGGCCGGAGCAGACUAAGAACCUGUCGCGCUUCGCCGGCGUGGUGAACUCCUGCGCCGUGAUGAUGGGGGUCCACGGGGCGGGGUUGACCAACAUGAUAUUUCUCCCGGAGAAGGCCACGCUGGUACAGAUCAUCCCGUGGGGCGGGCUGCGGUAUGCCUGCAACCACGACUACGGCGAUCCGACGGCGGCGAUGGGGAUCAGGUACUUGGAGUACGAGGUGGGGAGGGAGGAGAGCUCGCUGGUGAAGCAGUAUCCGAAGGAUCACCCGGUGUUCACGGAUCCGGAAUCGGUGCACCGGCAGGGAUGGAACGCGAUUUGGGCGGUGUUCCUCAACAGACAGAGCAUAAAGUUGGACGUGAAGAGGUUCAAGGGGGUCUUGCAGGAAGCCAUGCGAUCUUUUCUUUCUCGAUGAUAAAUUGAGUGGAAAAUUGGUUUUGGAUAUUGGUUGGAUUAAAUUUGAUUUUAGCUGUGUCGAUCCCAUUUAAACAAUAAUUAAAAAUGUCAAAUUCGAUUGAAAAUAAGUUUAUAGAAAUAUCUUGUUUGUAAAA
Molecule: messenger RNA, 2036 nt
Organism: Zingiber officinale
Lineage: Eukaryota; Viridiplantae; Streptophyta; Magnoliopsida; Zingiberales; Zingiberaceae
Product: alpha-1,3-arabinosyltransferase XAT3-like
Exons: 4
Coding region: 257-1900 (547 amino acids)
Molecular function (GO): glycosyltransferase activity
Source: RefSeq, a predicted model, not a curated record